Messenger RNA from Caenorhabditis sp. 36 PRJEB53466, 3120 nucleotides. NCBI's taxonomy places the organism in Eukaryota, Metazoa, Nematoda, Chromadorea, Rhabditida, Rhabditidae. The record is from the annotation of a GenBank genome assembly.
AUGAUGGAAAGAGAAGGACCUUCGGAUUGGAAAAGCAUGCCCGUGGAGGUGCUUGAGGAUAUCUUCCAGCGACUUCCUGUCAAGAACAAGGGGAGAUGCUCUCAGGUUGGCCUUUUCUCCAUUCUUCCUUUCCUUGCAGCAACAAUUGAGCAACAUUCAUCGUAAAACAAGAAUUCUUCUAGGUGUGCCGUCAGUGGCGCAAAGGCUUCAACUCGUCCGUCUCCUGGCGCACAUUCACUUUCAAAGACGGAAUCUUUGUCCGCCGCAAAUAUACGCAGCACUCCGGGUGGCAAUAUCACAUUGAUCAUUGGCGUCUCAGGUAAGCCACAUGAUCCGUUUGUGGAACUGUCAACAGAUGGCCGAGUGAAAAACAGACGCGAAAAUUUUGUUUUUGUUGAAUUGGUCCUCUUUUUUUUUUAGCGAUGUGGUACUUUUCCGUCCGACACCGUAAAUAUUUUUAACAUAAGGACGAGGAGAAGGGGAUUGUUGGGAAAUACUUACAAGGGAACUUAAUUUACAUAGUUGGACUUCUGGCCGCGGCAACUGUUCCAGUUGGAACAGUUGGAGCGAAUGGGAAUCUAGCUCCUGUUUUUGAAAAGCUUUUUUGACAAAAUCUGGACUUACGGCCUGAUGCUUUUCUGACAACCGUUCUUUUUGAAAAACAACAAAUGGGGUAAUAAGAAAGGAAUUGGAUACUGUGUAAACCUCAAUUAUUUUCAGAAAUCUUAUCACCAACACCACGAACCACUGGAGAACUCUCAUCAUCGAGCCAGUCACCAACAUUUUCAAUCUUUAUGAGUUCUUCAGAGUGCUCGCCAACUACGCGGAAUACUAUGAGAAGUAGGAGCCUAUUCAAUAGUCCUCCUCAUGUGAUCCGUUUCAGAUUCAGUAUGAAAGAGCGUCCACAGGCGAAAAUCCACACAUUCGACUUCAAAUGGCACCUCCACAUCGAGAACAACGAAGUUGGAGGAAUUGAAGACAAGGAUGUGGGCACUGGCGGACAGAUUCUGUACAGUCUGGGCAAUGUGCUCAAAUAUCUGCAUGGCCUGCAGUCGUUGAGCUUGGCGGACCUGCAGCUCACUCAGGCAGAGGCCGAUGACUUCCUGAACACAGUUAGUAGAACAGAUCUUUCGUCGCUUUGCAUGUUUUUCAUUUCAUUUCUAUUCUCACUGUCUUCGCUGCUUUUCCCGGAUUUAUUGUAUCAUUUUUCCAGCUUCUGGAAAAAUUCUGGGAUAAGUUGACGUAUUUGUCUCUUCUGAACGUGACCCUCCAACCGAAGCCCGUGCUUCAAGUCGGAUGUUUUCUGAAACUCAGAAAACUGCUGGUGUCGCCGCAGAUGCUGAGCUCUGAAACGCUUUCGCUCCUCGCUUGCCUCGAGCAUCUGGAGACCCUCUCCAUUGUUCAGGUAACAAUAGGACGUCCCUUUUCUCACAGGGGUGUGCGGAAUCUGGAAGGAGCGGGCUCUGCGGGCAGAAUCAUCAGAUGGUGCAUUUUGGGAGAGUUCGGUUUUCCGGGGCGCUCGUCCGAAUGAAAACCGUCUGGAACUGCACUCUUUGGAACUUUUGUAUGGGCUUAAAAUUACGGUUCUCGGUAGAGCAUUUUUUUUGUUACGGGGCAUACGGUUCUCAAUCUGAUAGAUCCAAUAGAGUUAGUUUUGCUACUGAAACAGUUCUGAUGCGUUCCAGGUCAGUUUCGGACGGUUCACAUUCGGGAUAGUGCUGUGGAAAGUUAGCAGAGCCUCACAUUUAUCAAGAUUUUGUGAUUGUAUACUUGCCAGUCACAAAUUUGUUCUGAAGAAAUUCUUCAAAACGCUCGGGGAUUACUCGAACCAAUUGGGCUUGAACACACGUGAUCCGCACACCCCUGACCCCUUGUCCACCUACUCGAUUACUGGCUCCCUUUCAUCCUCGACAUUUCAGGAUGAAAAGAGUAGCCAGUCGACGGAUAUCAGCCGACAUGCGUGGAAUAUGUUCACCCACCAGAACAUGGAUCGAACGCGUGUCUGGCUUAUCCUCCGAGGUCGGCGUUGCAAGUUUCUUUCAUUUUAAUCUCAACCAAGGGGGGGGGGGUCCCUUUAUCCAAACAAGGGGUUCAAGUAGUGUGGGCUCAAAGCUCGGCUGGAUAAUAAUUGUGUACAAUCGAAUCACCUGUGCAGUAUAAUUUUCGUGAUAGUUUUUAGCCAGACAACUACCCACUCUGUUCAGUUGUCAAAAACAUGAACAUGUGGAAUCAGACGGUUCAUUACGUGAUAAUAAAUGUGAAAUUAUAGGCAAACCAAAAACAUCGCUGAUUAUUCAGCCAGGCGCGCCGGUCUACGGCAUCCGCAUGGAAGAGAGCGCCGGUCAACUGACCAUGGAGCUUGCCGAGCAGGUUUAGAGUAAUAUCGAGAAUUUGGUCGAAAUAAUAAGAUUUAGAUUGCAAACUUCUACUCUGGCACCUUGCGACACUUCAUUCAGUGCGGAUUGGAGAGAAUGAAGCGGGGAAAGACGAUGGAGGAGCGUGUGGACUCGGCACUCAUUGAAGUUGUCAGCAGGUACUGUAUACUUUGCAUGUGACACACAUAGUUUCUCCAUUUCGCCCCCUUAAGCCUAGCCUAGGAAGAUCUUUCUGAAACUUUCGUAGGCGGAUUUCCCGAUGAUGGCAUGAUCAUUCAUUUCCAUCCGAUAGUCAGAAAAUGUUUUCCGGGCACGUCUGACACUUAAAAUCCAGCUUAAGAAUUGCGUGAAAUGCGGAUUGAAAUAGAAAUAAACUUGGGAAUGAUGAUCAUUGAACUGAUUCCAGAUGCCAGCUACUGGAAAGAGUCGCUUGCCGCGAAAGAUUCUCCUACGGAACGGCGGUCAUUCUGUCCGUUUAUGCGGAAAGAUACGGAAUCAACUUGUGGAUGAGAAAGAACGCUCUGUUGAGAAGAGUAAGAACAACGCGCUGGGGAUAUUGAGGAAUUACUACAUGAAUUUUCAGAUCUGCUGGUGCCGCACCGACAUGAAGUCAUAUGGAAUCUCGUUCGACUGGCUCAAAUCAAGAACCCGCUCCGAGGAACUGGUCAUCGAGACGGUGCACUGCAGUACCGGACAACCGAUGGCUGUUCUGGAUGAUAAAUCUUACAGAGCUCUCAAGAUUUGA